CACGCGGCGCAACCCUGUCUACAAGACGUAUAUUGCAUUCCACGAUCACGAGGUGGCGCUUUCGUUCAUCCGUGUUGUUCUCUUUCGCAGACUGUGCUUUUCCACUCUGUCGAAGCUACCCACCCAACAGAAUCGGACGUCUUGCCUGUUUAGCGUCUUGUGUCAACGUGUUAUGAUAAUUAUUUCAUUAUACGCCCCACGAUUACCAGCACGAAGAACGUGCACGGGCUGCCGGCUGCUGGAGCGACUGGAAGAAUCCGUGCAAGUUUGACCUCCGUGGACGUCUCCAGACGUGAGUCACGGAGGAAUUUAUAAACACCCAAGAUCAGCAGAAGUGACGGGACUGGGUGUCUUCCAGUGCAUGUCUGUGGUGUCCAGGCUAGUCUACAGGAGGCCACAUUCUUUCACUUUUGCAUGUGACUGCUUUAUUCUCCUGUCCUGCUGGAAUUAUUCAGAGUCACUUUUCUUUCUGCAUUUUUGCUUACCUUGUUUUGCAGAUCAACAGAACAUUCACUGAAGUAGCACUAACAUGGGCAUGCAGAACUUAAUGUCACGUCUUGGCCCACCCAAAAGAGAGGUGAUGCUAGAACCCUUUGUGCACCAAGUUGGAGGACACAGCUGUAUCCUGCGUUUCAACAAAGGAACAAUCUGCAAGGUGCUCAUACCCCGUGAGUUCGAGGUCUACUGCAGCCUUCCAGAGGAGCUGAAAACCUUUACACCUCAGUACAGAGGCGUAGUAUCUGUCAGUGUCCGGGAAUCCAAAACAGGCUCAAUUGUGCUCAUUGCUCAACCAUUGGGGCAAAAUCAUUGCUCUGUACCAGGGGUGUGCUGCUCAAAAGGGUCCAGUCAGACUUUUGUCAGAGCAGAAUGGGAAGCUGGCAGUGCUUCAAACACCAUACUAAAGACAUCAAAGAUACGAGAUGACACUUUGGAGGCUCUCAAGCAGCCGUAUGUUCUACGCCUACCCUUGUCAGGACUACCUGCCACUGGAGAUGUGUUGUCGCAGCUAAACCCCUGGGCACGCCACUGUUAUCAGAGAACACUGGAGAAGAUGAGGGACAGCUACCAAAAUGGCCAGCAGUGUGAAUAUCUGUUACUGGAAGAUCUCACAGAGGGUUACCGAUUCCCCUGUGUUCUUGACCUAAAGGUUGGUCGACGCCAACACGGAGAAGGUGCCAGUCUUCAAAAGCAGCGGGAUCAGACUCGAAAGUGCCAGCUAAGCACCUCAGCAGCAUUGGGGAUCCGAAUGUGUGGCAUGCAGGUAUUCCAACUGGAGUCAGAACAAAUGGUGUUCAUGAACAAAUAUUAUGGCCGCAGCCUGACAGAGAGUGGAUUUCGGGAUGCCCUGUACCAAUUCUUUCACAGUGGCAAAAGACUCUUAAGGGAAGUAAUUCAGGGUGUGCUGGGCCGGCUGAGAGAUUUGCGAUUCACAGUGGAAAAACAAGUCAGCUAUCGCUUCUACUCCAGUUCAAUUCUCAUCAUUCAUGAUGGGGACCAGGCACAACCUGAGCAUAAAAACAAGCAUUGUGACCCAGAGGGCAGACGGUUUGAUGUUAGAAUGAUCGACUUUGCCCAUACAACAUGUACACGCUUCUCUCAGGAAGAUGGAGUAGCUCAUCAGGGGAUCGACAUGGGGUACAUCUUUGGCCUGGACACUCUCAUGCAGCUCCUCAGUGAAAUCCUCCUUCUAGGCGAUGACAAGCUUCCAUCUAAUGUGGAAGCUGAGGAGAAAAUAUCUAAAAAUAAAACACGAGAAGAUGAGAAUAUAGGAGAAGAACAACGAUAACAGAGAAAGCCUGGAAUUCAGUACUGAAGUGUAUUUUUUUUGCAGACAAUUGUAAAAAAAUUUGAGGGGCCUAUUGAGGAUGUUCAGGUUUAACUGGGCAUUGCAACAAAACUGCUCCCCAUCGGAUUCUUCCGAUGUUGGAAAUUCUGGAAAGUGAAAAUGGUCAUGAUCUGAUGAAGAGUUUCUGCUUGCUGUGGUGCUGUUUUUGUUGCAAAUAGAAGACUACAGAAUGGAGUGCGUUAUAAAAUCAGAUUAUAAACCUUUACCUUUCAUCAUUAUCCCUGCAAUGAGUGCUGAAAUUAUUCAUUAAAGAAACAUUUACAGAGA
Messenger RNA from Erpetoichthys calabaricus (reedfish), 2113 nucleotides. RefSeq names its product inositol hexakisphosphate kinase 2-like. Gene Ontology annotation, molecular function: inositol hexakisphosphate kinase activity. Gene Ontology annotation, cellular component: cytoplasm; nucleus. The record is from RefSeq and is a predicted model, not a curated record. Bases 530 to 1786 code for a protein of 418 amino acids. Gene Ontology annotation, biological process: phosphatidylinositol phosphate biosynthetic process; inositol phosphate biosynthetic process. The transcript has 8 exons. Lineage: Eukaryota; Metazoa; Chordata; Cladistia; Polypteriformes; Polypteridae.